Molecule: messenger RNA, 2128 nt
Organism: Nymphalis io (European peacock)
Lineage: Eukaryota; Metazoa; Arthropoda; Insecta; Lepidoptera; Nymphalidae
Product: heat shock protein 68-like
Exons: 1
Coding region: 36-1922 (628 amino acids)
Biological process (GO): cellular response to unfolded protein; protein refolding
Cellular component (GO): cytoplasm
Molecular function (GO): ATP binding; misfolded protein binding; ATP hydrolysis activity
Source: RefSeq, a predicted model, not a curated record
UAUAAAAUAAAAAUAAAAAAAAAGACUUUAUUAUAAUGUCUGCGAUUGGAAUAGAUUUAGGAACGACUUAUUCCUGCGUUGGUGUUUGGCAGCAUGGUAAUGUAGAUAUUAUAGCCAACGAUCAAGGAAACCGAACAACGCCUUCAUAUGUAGCGUUUACCGAUACGGAGCGUCUUAUUGGCGAUGGUGCUAAAAACCAAGUGGCCCUUAAUCCUUGUAAUACAGUAUUUGAUGCUAAACGCCUUAUAGGAAGAAAGUUUGACGAUCUUAAGAUUCAGCAAGAUCUGAAACAUUGGCCGUUCAAAGUAUUAAAUGAUAGUGGGAAACCAAAAAUUCAAGUGACGUUUAAAGGAAAAACUAAACUAUUUGCUCCGGAAGAGAUUAGCAGUAUGGUUCUAAUGAAAAUGAAAGAUAUAGCUGCAUCGUAUUUAGGAACUACAGUAAAUAAAGCAGUAAUUACAGUUCCCGCUUAUUUUAAUGAUUCCCAGAGACAGGCUACAAAAGAUGCUGGCAGUAUUGCCGGUCUAAAUGUCCUACGUAUUAUAAAUGAACCAACCGCAGCCGCUUUGGCGUACGGGUUGGACAAAAAUUUAAAAGGCGAAAGAAAUGUAUUAAUCUUUGAUUUAGGAGGUGGUACUUUUGACGUUUCCAUUUUAACUAUCGAUGAAGGUUCUCUUUUCGAAGUAAAAGCAACAGCAGGAGAUACACACCUCGGUGGAGAAGAUUUCGACAGCCGACUUGUUAAUUUUCUUGCGGAUGAAUUUAAAAGAAAGCAUAAAAAAGAUCUAAGCACUAACCCUAAAGCUCUACGUCGCUUAAGAACUGCAGCCGAAAGAGCAAAGCGCACUUUAUCAUCAAGCACAGAAGCCAAUAUCGAAAUAGAUGCAUUAUAUGAGGGUAUAGAUUUCUUUUCUAGAGUGUCAAGGGCACGAUUUGAAGAGCUUAACGCUGAUCUUUUUCGAGUAACAUUGGACCCUGUAGAGAAAGCGCUGAAAGAUGCUAAGUUAAGUAAGAAUUCAAUCAAUGAUAUUGUAUUAGUCGGAGGUUCGACGCGUAUCCCCAAGAUUCAAUCAUUAUUACAAAACUUUUUUAAUGGUAAAAAACUUAAUUUGUCUAUAAAUCCUGAUGAAGCUGUUGCAUAUGGAGCAGCUGUGCAAGCUGCUAUAUUGAAUGGUGAACGUCAUUCCAAGAUUCAAGAUGUAUUACUCGUUGAUGUCACCCCACUUUCAUUAGGCAUUGAAACCGCCGGGGGCGUUAUGACGAAUAUUGUUGAGCGUAACGCGAAAAUUCCUUGUAAACAUUCACAGACAUUUACUACUUACUCUGACAACCAGCCGGCGGUCACGAUUCAAGUAUAUGAGGGUGAAAGGGCUAUGACCAAGGAUAAUAAUUUACUUGGAACUUUCGAUUUGACUGGCAUUCCACUAGCCCCACGUGGCGUACCUCAAAUUGACGUAUCAUUUGAUUUGGAUGCUAAUGGUAUUCUCAAUGUGUCCGCGAAGGAAAAUAGCACUGGAAAGACUAAGAAUAUCGUCAUUAAGAAUGAUAAAGGGCGACUAUCACAAGUCGAUAUUGAUCGUAUGGUACACGACGCGGAAAAAUUUAAAGAUGAAGAUACUAAGCAAAGAGAUCGCGUGGUAGCUCGUAAUAAGCUUGAAAGUUAUGUUUUUGGCGUAAAGCAGGCAAUUGAUGAGGCCGGGUCUAAGCUGGGAGAUGCAGAGAGCUCUAAGGCUCGUCAAAUAUGCGAUGAGGCUUUACGUUGGCUCGAAGGCAAUGCGCUAGCGGAGACAGAUGAAUAUGAAUACAAAAUGAAAGAAGUUACUGCAGUGUGUGCUCCUCUAAUGAAGAAACUACAUGGCGUUGGUUUGAGGUCCAGACAGAACACUGGGAACGACGGCCCGGUUAUCGAGGAAGUCGACUGAACUGACUUUUAACUCCUUUCACAUUUUAUUUAAAAAAAAAAUUAAUAAAAGUAGUGAGAAUAAUUUUUAUUAUGUUCGUUUGUCAUAUUUCUAAAGUAUUGAUUUGAUGUUUUUGUCGUUUUUUUAAACAAACAAAAAUUACCCUGUUAUUUAAUGUUUACAUACAAUAAAUAAAUGUUUUGAGAAAAUAAAUAAAACAAACAUUG